Spinacia oleracea (spinach) is the source of this 654-nucleotide messenger RNA. Its product is annotated as cysteine-rich receptor-like protein kinase 15. Gene Ontology annotation, biological process: protein phosphorylation. Gene Ontology annotation, molecular function: protein kinase activity; ATP binding. Bases 1 to 654 code for a protein of 217 amino acids. Lineage: Eukaryota; Viridiplantae; Streptophyta; Magnoliopsida; Caryophyllales; Amaranthaceae. The transcript has 3 exons. The record is from RefSeq and is a predicted model, not a curated record.
AUGUCUAUGAUUGCAGAUCAGAGAAAGCAGUCAAUGCUUGAAUGGGAAACACGACACAAAAUCAUUGUAGGAAUUGCAAGAGGGCUUCAGUAUCUUCACGAGGAUUCCCGUCUAACUAUUAUACAUCGUGAUCUCAAGCCUGGAAAUAUCCUAUUAGAUAACGAGAUGAACCCCAAGAUUGCUGAUUUUGGCACCGCAAAGCUAUUUGGAGACGAACAAAAGCUUGGAAAUACCAGUAAAGUAGUUGGAACAUUUGGAUAUAUGGCUCCAGAAUAUAUGUUAUUGGGGGAGUACUCAGAAAAAUAUGAUGUCUAUAGUUUCGGCAUAAUUGUUCUAGAGAUCGUGAGUGGUCAAAGAAACAAAGCCUUUCACCAAUCGCAACAAAAGGAAAAUCUUCUCGGACAUGCGUGGAGACUAUGGAACGAAGGUCGUUCCUUUGAAUUACUGGAUUCCACAUUGUGCAAUAGUUGUUCGAGAAAUGAAGUGAUGAGGUGUAUUAAAAUCUGCAUGCUAUGUGUCCAAGGGAAUACACUGUAUAGACCGACAAUGGGAGAGGUACUACUCAUGCUUACUGGUUCUGUUCAACUUCCAUUGCUAUCUACACCAACAAUACAUGACGAUAUUUCAGAUGAUGAUAAUGAAAAUCAACAAUGA